Molecule: messenger RNA, 4753 nt
Organism: Frankliniella occidentalis (western flower thrips)
Lineage: Eukaryota; Metazoa; Arthropoda; Insecta; Thysanoptera; Thripidae
Exons: 1
Coding region: 482-4753 (1423 amino acids)
Biological process (GO): DNA integration
Molecular function (GO): zinc ion binding; nucleic acid binding
Source: RefSeq, a predicted model, not a curated record
AAACAUUGUUUACACUUCAGAAAGGAGCCUACAGCCUAGAGUACCCAGAUAGGCUAGGAGGGUACUGCAUGAAAAUACGUGUGUAAUCAAACUAUUUCAGAGUUCUUGCAUCACACGGUUUACUGAGUAAUACUACGUACCUGUUUUAUGAAGUAGGAUGUAGAAAUUUAAGGAGGUAAUAUCUGGUGUAACUUGUCCUCUCCCUCAUUAUUUCCACUACUGCGAUUGUCACUUCUUGUUCUGUGAAUAAUAAAUACUUCAGAAGCUACAGUUCCGACCAAAGAUGGAGUUCUAAGUUCAUUCAUUCCUAAUCCUUAAAAUUCAAUUACUGAAGUAUAUUUCUGAGAUUCAAAAGAAUAACUAGUUCAAGAACAUCAGCUAAUACUCUACAACAACUGGCGACGAGAGAAGAACAGAUUCCUGCGCGGAUGUUCGAAAUUUCACUGGAUUCAAAUCGACUCCUUUGUCUCCAGCCGGCAGCAUGGCUGAUAAUCCACGACUCUGGAUUUUCGACGAAAAGAAGGAAGACAUCGACGCCUACAUUGAAAGGUGGGAAGCCAGAUUUCGUCGAAAAGAAUUGACGUCUGAUUCAAAGAAGAUUGACUGGUUUAUUGAAGAUUGUGGACAAGCGAUGCACAAUGCACUACGCACCUUGUCCAGGCCAUUGCAAGUGAAGGAUCUCAGGUGGGACCAAAUUACUGCUACAUUGGUUCAACAUUGGGGUCCUCGAAGAAACAAGCAUUUGGAACGCCGAAAGUUUCGUGCGAGAGUUCGUCAAGCUGGUGAAUCUUUCAAUGACUUUGCAUUAGCCCUACGGGACCUAUCCCAGUUCUGUGAUUUUCAAGAUCUUAAUGAGUCCCUCAUUGAAGCAUUUCUCAAUGGCCUUGGGGAUCAAGAGGUGCUCAAACACUUAGUUUCACAAGAUUUUGAAACAUUCAAUGAGUACGUGGCAGAAUCUUAUAACAGACAGGCUUCUAUGAGAGUUGUCGAUACCAACAAUACCACCGUCAAUGCUGUGGCCUCUACCUCAAAGAAGAAGUCGGGUAAGAAGAAUAAGUCUGGAACUGGAAAUACUGCUAACAACGUAACUUUUCAUACUGCAGGCAAGCAGACUCCAAAGCCCUCCCCGCAGCCUAACCAGAAGCCUCAGCCAACCCAGAAACCUCCUGCGACGCCAAAGCCUUCUGCUGCAACACCUGGUAAACAACCAGACAAUGUUUGUUUUGGCUGUGGGCAGCUACACUUCAGAUCCAACUGUCCGUACAAGAAUGCAACCUGUUUCGGCUGUCAUCAAGUGGGACAUGUGAAGUCUGUUUGCGGAAAAUUCAGGAAUAAUACUAACCUUGUGAGUGGUAACUUCCAAACACCACCUCUAAAAGACAUGCCUAAUGAUGGGUUUGGAUUUGGUGAUAAUUUCGGUGGCUUGUGUCACAUUUCUGUAGCAAACCUGAGUCCUCCUAUUCCUGAAGCGGGGAAGAAAGUGUUUGUUGAUGUACAGGUUAAUCACCAACCAAUUACUGCUCAACUAGACUGCGGAGCAAUAGUGACCAUCUGUGGCGAACCACUCUACCAAGCCAGGUGGGCAGAUUCUCCACUUCGCAAUCCACUUCUGGAUCUACAAGGACCCCCAGCAAACAACAUUGAUGUCAAGGGAGUAAUUGAUGUGACAGUCAAGUGUGCCGAGGGAGACCUUACAUUACCCCUGUAUGUGGCCAAGGGCCAUUUUCCAUUUUUGCUAGGAAACAACUGGAUUCCAUUCCUGGAAUUAGACUACAACAAAUUACUCAAGAAGUCUAAACAUCCAGAAAUUUGUGCACUUCAACGCACUGAGUUGGAAGAGUUAGCACAGCAGUUUCCAUAUUGCUUUGGCAAAGUGGCUGGACCAAUUGAAGGUUACGAGGCAAGGGUAAGACUGAAAGAUAAUGCAAUUCCAAAAUUCAUUCCUCACAGAGAGCCUCCAAUUCCACUCCGACAACCUACAGAAAAGGAAUUGAAGAGAAUGGAAGAAGCUCAGUUUCUUCGUCCAGUAUUAUACAGUAAGUGGGCAUCUCCGACUGUGAUAGUACCAAAGAAAAAUGGGCAAGAAGUACGUAUAUGUGGAGAUUAUUCUGCCACAGUUAAUCCUCAAGUUGAAACUGCCUAUUACCCUAUUCCAAAGAUUGAUCAUCUUUCCAUGGUGAGUGGCAAAUACUUUACUAAACUGGACAUGAAAGAUGCAUAUUGCCAUGUGAAAAUUGCUGAAGAGGACCAAGAAAUACUAACCUUAUCCACUCAUGUUGGAUUGAAGGCAGUAAUGAGACUACUAUUUGGUCUAAGUUUCGCUCCAGCUGAAUUCAUGUCCAUAAUUAGCCAAAUCCUGGGUGAGCUUUUGAAUGAAUACUACGAUCAAAUGUUCUUGUACCUGGAUGAUUUGCUUCUUGCAGCCAAGACAAAAGAGGCAUUACAAGAUUUAAUGAAGAAAGUAUUAACUUUGUUGAACAAACACAAGGUACAAAUUAAUGUUGCCAAGUGUGUUUUUAUUGAAGAACAAGUUGACUUUCUUGGACUGCGCCUAUCUGCAAGAGGACUACAACCAGACCCCAUGAAAGUACAGAAAAUUCAUCAGUCCCAAAUUCCUAAAGACAGGGAUCAACUGCUGUGUUUCCUGGGCAUGGUUAAUUUCUACAACAAAUUCAUCAAGAAUAUGUCUACUACUGCUGCACCUCUGUAUGCUCUACGAGAUACAACCUUCAAGUGGGGUGAUGCUCAACAUAAAGCUGCCAUGUCUCUGAUUAAUUCUUUGAAUUCUGAAGUUCUAGUGCCAUAUUCACUGCAUCAAACCCUGAGAUUGACCUGUGAUGCGAGUCCAAUUGGAGCGGGUGCUGUUCUGGCCCAUGUUUCUGACACUGGUGAAGAAAGACCCAUCGCAUAUGCAUCCAAGUCGUUUACUACUGCAGAACAGGGUUAUUCUCAAAUUGAACGAGAAGCUGCUGCUGUCAUCUUUGCAUUCAAGAAAUUUCAACACUACUUAUAUGGCAGACACUUUGAACUUGUUACAGAUAAUACAGGAUUGAUGAGCUUACUCAAUCCCAAACAUCAACGAACUGCUGUAGCAGUGGGAAGAAUUCAGAGAUGGUAUCUGUUAAUUUCAAGCUACAAUUUCACCCUGAAGCACAAGAGAUCGCAAGAAAUUCCACAUGCUGAUUGCUUGAGCAGAAUUCCUGGUGAAGAAAAUACUCCAAUUGAAAAUGAAGACAACACAAUCUACUUUGUUGAUUACUUGCCAAUCACUGCUUCUGAAAUUCGUGAACAAACAACAAAAGAUCCAGUUCUCUCCAGAGUAGUAUCAUAUGUCCAAUUUGGAUGGCCUGAUACACCAGUGGAUCCUGUUUUUGAAGCCUACAAACGGAAAGGUAUUGAACUUACUCUAGAAGUUGGUUGCCUGUUAUGGGGAUCUAGAGUAGUCAUUCCCACAGUUCUACGGGAACAAGUCAAAUACUUAUUGCAUUCAGAACAUCUGGGCGAAUCCAAGAUUAAAAUGCUGGCUAGAAGUCAUGUCUACUGGCCGGAUAUUGAUAAGGAUAUCGAAGACUUUGUCAAGAAAUGCUCAGUUUGCAGAGUUCUAGAUGUUCAGAAGAAACCGAUGCCUGUCAUUCCGUGGACUUGGUCUACUGCUCCCUGGAAGAGAAUUUUUGUUGAUUUUGCCAAGAAAGAUGGUGUCACUUUCAUGAUUACAGUGGAUCAUCACUCAAAAUAUCCAUUUGUUGAGAUUAUGCAAAGUACAACUGCCACUGCAGUUAUUGGUUAUCUCAAAAUCCUAUUUGCACAGUUUGGUUUUCCUUGUGAACUUGUGGCAGACAAUGGACCGCCGUUCGACGCUGCUGCCUUUAAGGAAUUUCUCAAGAACCAUCAUACUACUUUGAAGCAUUCCCCAGUUGGACAUCCACAGUCUAAUGGAGAAGCGGAGAAAAUGGUUCAAACAUUCAAGAAAACCUUGUUAAAGCAGUUGUUGGAUCCUGAGACUGCACACAGGACAUUGCAAGACCAGGUCAGUUCAUUCCUGUACUCAUACAGAAAUACUCCUCAUGUACUUACAAAGUGUCCACCCUCUGAAUUAUUCCUCAAGCGUCAAAUGAGAACUCACUUCACUGUUCUCAAUCCAUUGACCAAUUUGAAUGAGAAGGUACAAAACCGACUCAAUGAUACUGCACAGAAGAGGGGUGGCAAGUUCAAAGAAUUUAAUGCUGGUGAUACUGUUUGGGUCCGAGUCAUGAUUGAUAACAACAAGUUUAUCUACAAGCCUGCUGUUAUUCAAAGACGAGUCAGUUCAGACUCUUAUGACAUUAUGCUUAAUGGAAGAGUUCGGCACACUUCAGCUGAACACAUGUACUACAGAGACCCAAAUGCUGAUCCCAUAGAUCUUCUGGAUUUACCUAGACUGACACAGGAACCAGAGCAGAUUGAAAUUCCUGUACCAGUACCCGUCCAAAAGAAGACUGCCAAUGAUAGUCCUGCAUCCAUUCCAAGAGUUGAGAAGAUUCUCCAAAGUCCGCAACAAACUCCCAUUCCAGUGGCUAACUCCACUCCUAAAGGCAUCGAGCAGGAGCUAUCGAUACCAAAGAGUCCCUCAAUGGGGCAACCUCCUCAAACUCCUGCUCGAGCCAGCACACCAAGUCAGCCGUCUGGAAGAAGAUUGUUCAACACUCCACCUUCUCCGACUCACCGUCCUAAGAGGAAUGCAGGACGUCCUCGCUAUCUCCAAGAUUAUGUUUAA